AUGAAGAAAGCAGCACCAAAAGCAAAUCCUAAUUUGAAAGAUGUACAAAAACAAACAUCAGUUACUGUUGCUGCUGAUCCAUGGGGAGCAUCAACAACUACAAAUGAUAAUGGAGGUAACUGGGCACAAUUUGAUGCUACUAAUAAAGCGAGUUCACCUUUUGGUACAAAUGAUGAAUGGCCACAAACAACAAAUAUUUCUAAUGAAAAUCCAACUAUUGAAACAAUUCACUAUCGAGUAUUAUAUGAUUAUGCAUCUGAACGUCCUGAUGAAAUGGCAAUAUCAGCUAAUGAUAUCAUACUGGUUGAUCCAACUAAACAACAAGAUGAUCAUUGGUUAUUUGGUCAAAUUGGUAAUGAUCGACAAGGAUUCUUUCCAGCAGCUUAUGCAGAACGUAUAACAUCAACACCAGCAACUAAUACUGUUGAUACAGUAUCACAAUUAUCGGCUGGAUCAUGGGUGAUAACAUUAGCAGAAUAUCAAGGCAAAACAGUUGAUAAACAUUUAUCAUUUCAAAAAGAUGAAUUGAUUCUUGUACGAGAACAAAAAGAUGCAAUAUGGUAUAGUGGUCAACUUCAAGACAAAAUUGGUUGGUUUCCAAGAAAUUAUGUUCGACCAGCAACUGAAGUUGAAAUAGAAACCAAGAAAAAUUCAACAGAAAUUACACCAACAAAUGAAAAAACUUUGAAUUCACCAACUUCUAAUAAAAAUGAAGUAUCAAAUGAUAUUGAUAAUGCUGAUAUAUAUGAAGCUGUUUAUGCGUAUGAAGCAACUGAUGCAUCAGAUUUAUCAUUUGAUAUUGGCGAUCGUAUUACUGUAUUAGAACGUGAUGGUGAGUGGUGGACUGGACAAAUUGGUGAUCGUAAAGGAACAUUUCCAAGUAAUUAUAUUCAAAAAGUUGAAAAUAUUCAAGAAGAAACAGCUAUUGCAUUAAAACCAUUUGAAGCAACAGAAGAAGAUCGUUUAUCAUUUGAACAAGGUCAAAUGAUUUACAUAAUAAAAAAAGAUGAUAAUGGAUGGUAUCAAGGAGAAAUUCGACUUUCUGAUCAACCAGUACGUGUUGGUUGGUUUCCAGCUGAAUGUGUGCAAGUACCAGAAGCUACUGCGACAGAAUUACCAGUAUUAUCUCCACAACAAGAUACUACAGGAAUACAACAAUAUAUUGCUAUAUUUCCAUAUGAAGCUCAACAAGAUGAUGAAUUAAGUUUUCCAGCUGAUGCUGUUCUAGAAAUAUUAGAUCCAGAAAAUGCAAGUGGUUGGUUUAAAGCUCGUCUUGGAGAACAAAUUGGUUUAAUUCCAUCGACUUAUAUUCAACCAAUCGGUGUUCAUAGUCAAUCUGCACCUACUCCAUGUUAUCUUUCUCCAAAUGUAAUACCAUGUACACCUACACUAGCAAAUUCAUCUCGACAAUUAUAUUGUGAUAAUACAACAAUAUCAUCAAUGAAUGACUCAUCAACUUUAAUAACUGAUACAUCAUCAUCACAUCAGACAGUAACUAAUUCAUCACGAAUAGCAGCUAUUCGAGAAUUAAUUGAAACAGAACGACGUUAUGUUAAUGAUUUAUGUACAGUUGCCAAUGAAUUUAUUAAGCCAUUAAGUAAUGGUCGAAUUUUAAGUGAUUAUGAAAUUGAACAAUUAUUUAGUAAUUGGUUUAGUUUAAUUGCAUGUAAUAGUGUUUUUCUAUCAACAUUACAAGAUCUAGUACAAUUUAGAGAACAUGUACUCAUAUUAGAUGAGAGUGAAUCUAUGCGAACACCACGCUCAGCAUCUAUGUCAAAUAUUGCAAUGAUUGCUAAUGCACCAGUUCACUUUUUUGUUGAAAUUCAGCAUCUUUCUUUGGAUCGUCAAGGAUCACAUUCACAAUCUAUGCAACGAUUAAAAAGUCGUACUGAUCUAUAUCGUCGUCAUCGUGCACCAUCUAAUAAUAAUUUAACAAGUAAACGUUCAAGAACUAUCGAACGUUUAGAUGAUAAUAUUGUUCCUCAAGCAACUCAUUCAACUUCAUAUAUGACAAUAAAUGAAUCAACACGUAUAGGUGAUGUUCUUUGUUCAUAUUUACCAUAUAUGGCUGAUGCUUAUUUUCAAUAUUGUAAUCGUCAUUCACAAGCAAAUAAAUAUUUACAAUCAAAAAUGACUUUGAAUAAAGAAUUUAGUACAUAUUUAAAAAUUUUUCAAUAUAAAACCGGUGGUUUAUCAUUAAAUGGCUUUUUAACAAAACCAAUACAACGUGUUACACGCUAUCCAUUAUUAAUUGAAAAAAUUCUUAAACAUACACCAAUAAAUCAUCCUGAUUAUAAAUAUAUACAAAAAGCAUUUGAUUGUGCACGUCAAUUAAAUGAACGAAUUGAUACACAAAUAUGUGAACAAGAAAAUAGUUUACGUUUAAAUUGGUUACAACAACAUUUUAUAUUUCAUACAGAUGAAGAUUCUUCUGCUGAUGGUUAUAUAUUUGAUGAAUUAGUGAAAUUUAAUUCAAGAACGAAAUAUCAUACGCAAAGACAAUUACUUCUACAUGGUUUUAUUGUGAAGAUGCCUAGUGGACGAGAAUUAUUAGUAUUUUUAUUUAAUGACUUUCUUUUAUUUGCAACAAUGAAAUCAUCGUCAAGUCAUUGGCAAUCACAAUUAUUUGAACGAAAAUCCAAUUUACAAUUAAAACUUUACCGAACACCAAUAUUUUUAACAGACAUUAUUAUUGUAAAUGAAUCAUUAACAGAUCAAUUGACGUUUUCUAUUGCAACAAAAAUUUUUGAAAAACCAAUAAUAUUAAAAACGCAACAAAAUAAUAUUCGUACAUUAUGGGUACGCACAAUUAAUAAUGCUGUAGAGGAACUUAAAGCAAUAGAAAAAUCAAUUAUAUCAAAUAAAGCAUUGUUCAGUAUUACACGUGAAGAUGGUGAUUAUAAUCCAAAAUCUGCUAUUGCACGUCUUAUUCUUGUUGUACAAGAAGCUCAUGAUGUAGUACCAUCAAUACCAACACUUGAACGAGCACGUACGCUGAAAUCCUAUUGUGAAAUAACUAUUGGUUCAUUAUCAUCAAGAACACCAUCUGUUAAAGGAACAGCUAAUCCAAAAUGGAAUGUACCUAUGCAAUUUUUUAUAUAUGAUCUUGUUGAAGAUAUUAUUCAUAUUAAUUUAUUUGAUAAUAAAUAUUUUUCACCUGAUGAAAAUAUUGGUUUUACAUCAAUGCAUUUGAUCGAUAUUUUACCAUGUUCACUUGAAACAUUUCUUGCUCAACCACCAGCUGCAUUUACACAAUCAAUUUAUUUGAAUAAUGGUUCAUCACUGACUCUUAAAUGUCUUAUUCAAUUUUUAGUAUGA
Molecule: messenger RNA, 3318 nt
Organism: Adineta steineri
Lineage: Eukaryota; Metazoa; Rotifera; Eurotatoria; Adinetida; Adinetidae
Source: the annotation of a GenBank genome assembly